Drosophila sulfurigaster albostrigata is the source of this 2023-nucleotide messenger RNA. RefSeq names its product ER membrane protein complex subunit 2 (gene EMC2A). Gene Ontology annotation, molecular function: protein binding. The record is from RefSeq and is a predicted model, not a curated record. Gene Ontology annotation, biological process: protein folding in endoplasmic reticulum. Gene Ontology annotation, cellular component: EMC complex. Bases 129 to 1010 code for a protein of 293 amino acids. The transcript is spliced from 4 exons. Lineage: Eukaryota; Metazoa; Arthropoda; Insecta; Diptera; Drosophilidae.
UGUUUCCCAGGGCAGCUAAACAGCUAUUGCUCUCUGACAGUUCAUUCAGUUUACUAGUGUGUGUGUGAAGGAAAAUAAGACUUCAAAUUGCAAAUUCAUAUUUUUUUUUUUAAAUACUUUAAAUAAGAAUGUCGUUAAACUACGAAGAAAUGAGUUGGUCAGAUGUGCGGGAUCAGUUCAGGAAAUGGCGCGAGGAGUCUGGGCGACAUAGCGAUGAGGUGGUUCAGUUGUGGGUGGCAGUACUGGAGGACAAAGUCCAAAAGACCGGCAAUGAACGGCAUUUGAUACUAGAGCAAGUCAUUGUGGCUGCUUUGGACACUGCACGCUUCGACAUUGCCACAAAGUGCACAAAGCAACUGAACGAAGAGUUUCCCGGAAGCCUGCGUGUGAUGAAGUUCAAGGCAAUGCGAUUGGAGGCACUCGAACAGUACGAUUCAGCCAUCGAAGUGCUGGAUGCCAUCAUUGAGAAGGAUGAGACAAAUGCAGCGCCGCGCAAACGAAAGAUUGCUAUAAUGAAGGCGCGAGGAUUGCGCUUGGAUGCCAUCAAAGAACUAAAUGCCUAUUUGAAAAAAUUCAUGUCAGACCAGGAGGCGUGGCAGGAACUGUGCAACUUGUACAUGGGCGAGGGUGAAUAUGGCAAGGCAGCGUUCUGCAUGGAGGAAGUACUGCUACACAAUCCCCACAGCCAUCUGAUACAUCAACGUCUGGCCGAGAUCCGUUACACUAUGGGUGGCUUGGAAAACAUUGAAAUCGCUCGCACUUAUUACUCGCAGGCCAUCAAACUCAAUCCACACAAUUUACGUGCACUCUAUGGUCUCUUUUUGUGCUGCAGUUAUUUGGCCAACUCCAAGGCAGUGAGUUCGAAGCGCAAGGAGUCUCAGAAGCUCGCUCAAUGGGCCUUGGAGCAGGCUUCGAUUCAUACUGCCAACCACACAACGAUCAAGAACAAUGAGAAAUUGAUAGCAUCGCUGGAUUCUGCUUUCGGUGGUUUGGAGAUCAAGUCGAAUUGACCCAUAACUAACGAUGAUGUUGUUAGCAUAGGUGCAAUACCCGACAAAACGUAAACAAUUCCAAAUAUGCUUAAAAUACCAUCUACAAAUAGUCUUACUAUAUGUUUCAAGAACACGAAUGCAAAGUGAGCUGAUCAGCCAAAUUCGUGUAUAUUAUAUUCAUCUUAUAGUUUUGUUAUGGUGUUUGUCCCCAGCCUCGAUCAAUCUUACAAAGCAAGAGUGCAUUAAUAAGUCUAGCUAAAAUCGUAAAUACAAUGUAUACCACUCAUUUAAUGCACUUUGCACCCGAUCUUAUAAAUGAUGUAUCAAACAAUUGGCCAAUUUUGUGUAUUAGCAUUAAUAAAGAGCUGAAUUCAAUAUACCGAUUAUUAAUUACUUUUUGUGGAUUUUUGCUUAAUUGAAAUUUAUUUCAUAUUGUGUUUAAUCUUUAAUCUUUGGCAUUUGACGUAGCAUUUCGCAUAUUUCUGGUCAAAUAUAAGCUGUUUAAAAAUGGCAAAAUUAAUUAUAGAUCUGGCACAUGUGUUGAUUAUAUCAACCAGAAUUGAACAAACAAACUUUGUGCGAGAUUUAUAGCUAAUAUUUGAAAUAAAACAAACAAGUUCGAUUUUUGGAUUUAAAACACAAUUGAUUGGGUAUUUUGAAUAGUUAGCGUAUAAGAACUUAAAUCAAUUUUACUUAUAGGCAAAUUUAAGGAGUAUAAUAUAGAUAGUCAAGAAAACUCCAGGUGUUUGCUUACUGUCAUAUGUUACUUAUGUUUUAAGCUUUAAUAGAUACCGUACUGUUUACUAUUGUGUAUUAUUGUUGUAAAUGGGGUUAGUGGAAUCUUCUCGCAGUCCACAUUGAAUUGAAUUUGUAAUCAUCAUUGUUUUGUUCGCAUACACACACAGGCACACAUACAGAUUGUACAUAUUUACAAUGAACAUAUAAGAGUCUCUCUGUAGGUGUAUUCGAGUGCAAUGGACUGGACAACAGCUAGGGCAUCGCAAAGGCCUGAAGUGAUAAGGCCUCAUCGU